Messenger RNA from Miscanthus lutarioriparius, 789 nucleotides. The record is from the annotation of a GenBank genome assembly. Lineage: Eukaryota; Viridiplantae; Streptophyta; Magnoliopsida; Poales; Poaceae.
AUGGCCGCGGCCGGCGACGGCGGCGAGUCCCACUGCCGGGACGCGCUCCGCGAGGCCUUCGGUGAUUCGUCGGGCAGCGACUCCGACACACCGGCCGGUGUCAGCCCCGGAGCGGGCCGCGGGCACUGGAGGUGGGAGGCGGUGGUUGGGGUCAGGGGACUGUGGCUGUGCGCUGCCUUCCUCUCCGCCGACGAGCAGGCGCGCCUCCUAAAUGCGAUCCAGCAAGAAGGAUGGUUUGUUGAUGCAAACAACCAAGCAAUGAGAUUUGGCGAUCUCCCUUCAUGGGCUGUUGAGCUUUCUGCACUUAUCCGUGAAGCUAUCUGUGUUGGUGACGCCAGUGUUGGUCUUGAUGCAGAGGUGACAAACGAGGAUGAAGAUGCAUGUCCUCUUCCAUCAGAUUUGUUGUGGCGGGAGCCAUUUUUCGAUCAGAUGAUUGCAAACAGAUACAGGCCAGGUGAGGGUAUCUGUGCUCAUGUUGAUCUGAUGCGCUUUGACGAUGGGAUUGCAAUAGUCUCUCUUGAGUCAGCUUGUGUGAUGCACUUCAGUCAAGCAGAACCAACAAGCGGAAGCGCGGGCUCUGACACCCUGAAGCAAGGGGGUGGUGAAUCUUCGAAGGUCCCCGUUUUGCUGAACCCAGGCUCCCUUGUUCUCAUGUUUGGCGAUGCAAGGUAUCUCUGGAAGCAUGAGAUCGACCGCAAACCAGGCAGACAGCUUUGGGAUGGCAGGGAACUUGAGCAGCACAGAAGAACUUCCAUUACACUGAGAAAGCUCCUGCCUUGUACAGACUAA